AACGGGGCGUCGUGACGCUUCCGGUGUAAACAAACGCAGACGUUUAAAUCCUCAGCUGUCAACGAGACGCCUCCGCCGGACGCUGAGAGAUGCAGAAUGUCUGCAAAAGGAGCAAGAGCGCCACCUUCAGCCCAAAGCGAGGAGCCACCUUAAUGAUCCCUGGUGGCCAGGAUCCACUUCAGCAGAGCUUCACAGAGACCCUCCCUACUGAGAUGAGCGUGAGGAUCUUCAGUGAGCUGGACGUCAGGAGUUUGUGCCGGGCCUCGCUCACCUGCAGACACUGGAAUGACAUAAUCGAGGGCCGCGAUCAGCUGUGGAGGAGCCACUGUCUUUCGGUGCUGGCUAUUUGCCGGAGGGAGGUGGACGGGGACAGGCUUGCUGGGUGUUCAUGGAAGGUUACUCUUGUUCGUAACUACAGGAAAGGCUGCGUAAAGCGGAGGUGGCUGAAGGGCCGAUACAGUAACAUCCGCUCUGCUGACGAUAUCCCAUCCAACAGCAUGUGUCCACUGGACGUGGAGACCUGGGGAGAGAUACUGGAGGCGGAACUGGAUAGAUAGAGCAAACAGAGACUUUUGGGAUCCUGCCAAUGGACUGAAAUACAUCAGCUGUGUCUACAAUGGAAGCAUUAUGACUGAAACACUUGCUGGGCAAAUAAUUCUAUGGAAUAUUUUGUAAUCGGUAUUGGGAAAAAAGCACAAAGGCUAAAAAAAGACAUGAUAAUGUGGCUUUUGUUACCGAACAUGUUAGUUGUAUUACUGAAAUUUGCUUGAGACUGUAAUGAGGUUUUAUAGGUUUCAUAUGAUGGAAGCGUUUUGCAGAUGGAACCGAGAGAGAGAGAUCUUGUCUCUUUUUUUUUUUUAGAUCAACAAAG
Sinocyclocheilus grahami is the source of this 871-nucleotide messenger RNA. RefSeq names its product F-box only protein 48-like. The transcript has 3 exons. Gene Ontology annotation, cellular component: cytoplasm; SCF ubiquitin ligase complex. Gene Ontology annotation, molecular function: protein binding. NCBI's taxonomy places the organism in Eukaryota, Metazoa, Chordata, Actinopteri, Cypriniformes, Cyprinidae. Gene Ontology annotation, biological process: SCF-dependent proteasomal ubiquitin-dependent protein catabolic process. Bases 90 to 557 code for a protein of 155 amino acids. The record is from RefSeq and is a predicted model, not a curated record.